Hevea brasiliensis (rubber tree) is the source of this 1707-nucleotide messenger RNA. RefSeq names its product pentatricopeptide repeat-containing protein At4g18840-like. The coding region runs from base 222 to 1208 and encodes 328 amino acids. The record is from RefSeq and is a predicted model, not a curated record. NCBI's taxonomy places the organism in Eukaryota, Viridiplantae, Streptophyta, Magnoliopsida, Malpighiales, Euphorbiaceae. Gene Ontology annotation, biological process: RNA modification. Gene Ontology annotation, molecular function: RNA binding; protein binding. The transcript has 2 exons.
UAUUAUCUUGUAAUUUUUAUCAAUCAAAUCAUCCUUAAAAAAAAUAUAGACAAGGGUCCCUGCAUGUGAGAUUUUCUUCUCCCCCUGGUCGGGGUUGCUUAGUUUGCAGUAUCCAAGGUUAUUGAGGAAUCCUCUCGAUAUCAAACUCUCCAAUUCUUGCUCUUCUGCAAAAGUGAAAUUCGGACACGUCUGAUUAUUAUAUCAUUAGCUCUGUUAUUAAUAUGUACUCAAAGUGUGAAGCAAUGGAACUUGCUCGUCAAGUUUUUGAUGAAAGUAUUGAUCUAAAUGUGGUUUGCUGGACUAGUCUUGUUAGUGGGUACUGUUAUAAUGGCUUGAUGAAUGAAGCGCGCAAGAUGUUUGAUACAAUGCCAGAGAGAAAUGAAAUUUCUUGUAGUGCAAUGGUUUCUGGGUAUGUUUGGAACGGUCAUUUCAAUGAAGCCAUUGAGUUGUUUCAAGAAUUGAAGAGUUGUAGUAGUGUGAGGUAUAGUGGAUCUCUUUUGGUUAGUGUCCUUAAUGCCUGUGCAGCAGUAGGUGCAUUUGAAGAUGGGAAAUGGAUUCAUUCCUAUGUAGAUGGGAACGGUUUGGAUUAUGAGCUCGAGAUGGGCACUGCAUUGAUAGAUUUUUAUGCUAAGUGUGGUCACAUAAAAGAGGCUGUUGAAAUAUUUAACAAGAUGCUAUAUAAAGAUGUAACAACUUGGAGUUCUAUGAUCUCAGGGCUGGCUGUCAAUGGAGAGAAUGAAAGAGGAAUUGAGCCUUUUGCAGAGAUGGAGAAGAAGGGACCUACACCCAACGCUGUAACUUUUGUCGCAGUUGUCACUGCUUGUAAUCACAAAAUUUUGUUGAGUGAGGCUUGGCGGUUCUUUGGACGAAUGAGCAAAGUUUAUGGCAUUGCUCCCUUGAUUGAACAUUAUGGGUGCAUGAUUGAUCUUUUGGCACGAGCUGGGCUGAUUAAAGAAGCUGGGAUAUUGAUUAAUAUUAUGCCAAUGAAGCCGGAUGGAGCCAUAUGGAGUUCUUUGCUAAAUGGGUGUCUGAUCCAUGGCCAUCUUGAGAUUGGGGAGAGGGUAGGCAGGCUUCUUAUCCAAUUAGAGCUACAACAUAGUGGAAGGUAUGUCCUUCUAGCAAACAGGUAUGCCACUAAGGGAAGCUGGGAGGAGGUGAUUAGGUUAAGGAAAAUGAUGAAAGAGAGGGGAGCAGCUACCGUUUCUUGAUGGAGUUUCAUUGAGAUUGAUGGGAUUGUUCACAAGUUUGUUGUUGACGAUGAUAAGGUUAUCUACAGUUUUAAUACCAGGCAAUAAUGUUGGACUGGAGACAAGAGUCCCAUGGCGGGUGCCCAUAGGAUGGCAGCGAGCUGAAUGUUGCUUUUGAUUGGCAGGUCUCUGAAUGUUGGUGCACAUAGGAAGGCAAAGUGAAGUGCUACUUGUUCAACUUUGCAAAGAUAGAUCUUAUGCCACCGAGGCCUCCAUUGGAUAACUUUCACUGUUUUGGUGGCGUUUAGUGACAUUCCUAGGAAUAAGAUAACCAAGAAUGUUAUACUCUUGAUUUUUAGGAAGUAAAAGAAAAUGUUUUCUUAGGAAUCAUUUAUUCCCUCCAGCAGUAAGCAUGUGAUACCCAACCAUUUGUAUGGGUAUCUUUCAUUCCUAUGGAAUUAUAUCAUUAAACUGAUGAAAUUGUCCAAAUUAAAUAAACCAUACUCAUCGAAAUUCAAAA